AAAAAAAAAAAGACGCACGUAAAAUACGGGAAGGCGUGCGAAGGGACAAUACAGCGUUUCUGAUCAUAACAACUUCAACACGCAGCCGACUCUUCUUCUUCUUCCUCUUCCUCUUGGUGGGACCAAUCCAUACUUCUCGAAAUCUGAGAACAGAGAUAAGCAUUUAAUGGUGGCUCUCUGCUCGAGCGAUUCUGAUUCUCUCUGAGAACUCCUUUCUCUCUUCCACCCAUACCCUCUUUUUUUUGUCAACGCCUCUCAGACAGAGUUCGUUGCCCCCGCGUGAAGCUUUCGUCAUCAAAAUCAUAAAGAUCCCUCUGCUUACACGCAAUCUCCAUAUCCUCUCCUCUAAUCCGUAGAGAGUUGUUCCACAAUCAAAUCCCCCAACUUGCUUCCUUGAGGUAGCUUUUUUGCUUUUACCGUCUUUGCGCGUGUCCCAUUCUCUUCUCCAUAGUUCCCUAACACUGAAAAGCUCAUCAAGUUCAGCUCUUAAAGUUUCUAAAAAGAUGGAGGUCAAGUUAUGGAACGAUAAGCGCGAGAGAGAAAUGUAUGAGAAUUUCGCUGAGCUAUACGCUAUCAUCAAAGCUACUGAGAAGCUCGAGAAGGCUUAUAUCCGUGAUCUCAUCUCUCCAUCCGAGUACGAGACCGAGUGUCAGAAACUCAUUGUCCACUUCAAGACACUCUCCGCAACGCUCAGAGACAUGGUCCCAAGCAUUGAGAGGUUCGCAGAGACAUACAAGAUGGAUUGCUCGGCUGCUGUUUAUCGGCUUGUGACUUCUGGUGUUCCGGCUACUGUUGAGCAUCGAGCUGCAGCAAUGGCUUCUACUUCAAGCUCUGCUUCUGUUGUUGCUGAGUGUGUUCAGAACUUUAUCACUUCCAUGGAUUCACUGAAGCUCAACAUGGUCGCUGUUGACCAGGUGUAUCCGUUGCUGUCUGAUCUCUCUGCUUCUCUUAACAAACUGAGCAUUUUGCCACCGGAUUUUGAAGGGAAGAUGAAGAUGAAAGAGUGGCUUUUGAGGUUGUCUAAGAUGGGAGCUUCAGAUGAGCUCACUGAGCAGCAGGCUCGGCAACUUCACUUUGACCUUGAGUCUUCCUACAAUUCCUUCAUGGCUGCUUUGCCUAAUGCUGGUAACUAACCGAUGUGAUGUGUGUUUCGGUUUCUUUUGCUUAGAGUACUUGGCUUUAUGUAGUUGUAAUGAUGGCUUUAGGAUAAUGAUUUUGGUUCAAGACACUUUGCUACAUUUCGGAGAUGAAUGUUGUAGACAAAAACAAGUCUUUCUUUUGUUGUGUAAAAGAUUAUGCCUAUUUUUUUUUUUGAAAUGUAUGAAUGGCUUUAAGACAAUCUGCUCAAUCCAGAGAUGAAUGUUCGUAGCGUAA
This is a messenger RNA of Eutrema salsugineum, 1374 nucleotides long. Its product is annotated as vacuolar protein sorting-associated protein 28 homolog 1. Gene Ontology annotation, molecular function: protein-containing complex binding. The record is from RefSeq and is a predicted model, not a curated record. Gene Ontology annotation, cellular component: ESCRT I complex. The transcript is spliced from 3 exons. Lineage: Eukaryota; Viridiplantae; Streptophyta; Magnoliopsida; Brassicales; Brassicaceae. The coding region runs from base 504 to 1133 and encodes 209 amino acids. Gene Ontology annotation, biological process: protein transport to vacuole involved in ubiquitin-dependent protein catabolic process via the multivesicular body sorting pathway.